Molecule: messenger RNA, 3811 nt
Organism: Biomphalaria glabrata
Lineage: Eukaryota; Metazoa; Mollusca; Gastropoda; Planorbidae
Exons: 4
Coding region: 8-2590 (860 amino acids)
Molecular function (GO): zinc ion binding
Source: RefSeq, a predicted model, not a curated record
CGUGACCAUGGCAUUUUAUAUAAUAAUCAAUUAUCCUCUGGUCACUUUCACUAUCAUUUAUUUAAAAAAAAACAUGGAAGGAAAAUCAUUCACAAAUUUUACUGAAUUCAAGGAAUUUAUCAAGAAGCAUGAAGAGGAACAGCAUGUUUUGUUUGUUACUAGUGGUUCUAAAAAGCUUAUCAAUGGACAUCCAGCAAAAGAAUCCAUACAGUAUGAGUGGCUAAAAUUAGUGUGCAAACAAGGGAGAGCCACAAAACCAACAUCGAGUAAAGGCAUCCGGCCGAAUCAAAGGUCAUGGAAACAUGAUUGUGGUGCAGUGAUACGUGCUGUGAUAAGGCAUUCAGAUGUUACUGGCUACCAGUUUGUCAUCACAAAGGCAAUAUUGUCACAUGAGAAUCACCCCACAGAUCAUUUGACUGCACUUGUGUAUCCUGAAAAUAGAAGAAUAAAGCCUGAUGAAACCGUGGAUCUGAUGGUUGGCACCAAAAUACCGCAGUCAGAAUUGCAACAAAUCAUCUCUCAGAAACAGAACAAGUGUGUUCUUGGAAAGGAUGUGGAAAACUACAGAAGAAAACUGAAAGACCCCUGCACUGACAGUGAAGGAGUAGAGAAAAUACUAAAUAGUAUAAAGGUUGGUGGUGGAAUGGUGAAGUAUGGUGUGACACCAGAAAAUGAAUUUUUGUAUUUGGCAUACAUGACCAAGGAAAUGAUAGGUUCACUUAAAGCCAACAAAACCAUAUUGAUAAUAGAUUGCACUUAUAAAGUCAAUGAGUAUUUAUUUCCAUUGUUGAAUGUUAUGUGUAUUGAUGCCAAUGGUAAUGGUGUACCUGUGUUGCAUGCUUUUGUAAGGAAUGAGAGUGUUGAAAUUUUGUCUGAAUGUUUGAGUGUAUUACAUGAUGUGUGUGUGGAGCCUCAAAUUUUUUUUGUAGAUAAAGAUUUUAGUGAAAUAGGUGCUAUCAAACAAUGUUUUCCUCAAUCUUUAAUUCGCCUAUGUUCAUUUCACACAAUGACAGCAGUAAAAAAGUAUUUAAAUACAAAUGUCUCAAAGGAAUUAUCCAAUAAAAUUUUUGAUCUAUUUAAAGAACAAUCUUAUACAUUGAGUGAAGAAGCAUUUGAGUUGUUAAAAGUUGACAUCAUUUCAGCAUGUCCCAGUGUUGAAAGCUACUUUCAAAAUAAUUGGUGGUCAAUUUCUGACAUGUGGGCAGCAUGUAGAAAUACAGAUGUUGCAUCUCUACAUAUCACAACUACAAAUCAUGUAGAAUCCUAUCAUUCAAGGAUAAAAAAGCACCUAGAUAGCCACACAACACUCUCAGUAUGUGUAACUAAGCUACUUUUGUUUGAUUCAGAUCUAUCUAAAAUAAAAUCAGCACAACACCACAUUCACAAAAUAACUAAACAUUAUUCUACACUACCAGACACACAUUUGCUUACUUUGUACAAGAAUAUAUUAACACCAUUUGGAGCAGAGUUAGUGGGCCAUCAGAUUUCUUUAUUUAAAAGAUGUAACUACAACAUAGUUCAAAAUGAUACUGACACAUCAUUUUUUUCUAUUUCUAAUACUUGUAAUUCUAAUGAUACCAAUUCAUAUGUGGUUAGCAUGGAUUCUUGCAAUUGUAUUUUCUUCACUAAAUUUUUAUUGCCUUGCAGACAUAUUCUUUCUUUGAGACAUAAACUUUCUUUAGAAAUGGUUUUUCUUCCUGAUGGGUGCCAUUUCCAAAAUAAAUCAUUUAGGGAUGAAGAAUUUGAGGACAUAUCAUCUAUCUCAACUAAUGUAAUUUAUCCAACCAUUAGUGCAAAGACAGCAGAAGGGCGAUUUAAAAUUGUUAAGGACCUGACAAAUGAACUAAACUGUCUGUAUCAGAAUAUGGGGGAACAACAUUUUUUAGUAAAGCUUGAACAGUUAAAGACAUUUAUUUAUCAUAUCAGGGCCAAUAAGGAAUUUGUUAUUACUAAUGUGUCUGAGGCCUUAGCUGAAACAAAUAUUAGUUUGAAUGGUGGGUGUGUUGAUGCAGAGUUUCUUCCAAUUGCCUCAACUUCUCAGGCCUUGGCUGAAACAAAUGUUAGUUUGAAUGGUGAGUGUGUUGGUGAAGAGUUUGUUCCAAUUAAUCGUGCUCAACCCUUUGUGGUUCAUAAUAGUGAAAACAAUCUGUCUGGUAGUGAUAUUGUUGACUCAUCUAAUUUUACAACUGAUACAUUUAGUAAUGUAAUGUUGAAAAAAGUAAAAACUAAAGGAAGACCUAAUAAUAAACAACACUUCACAAAGAAAAAAAGACUAGGUUUCCCUUACAGCUCGGUUAGUAAAAAACUUAAAAUUGUUAGCAGUACUGAAAAAGAAGUGGUAGGUAAUGUUAAAUGUUCCAGUGCAAAUGAUGUGAAUGUUUUUGUUGAUAACCAUGUUGAAUGUUUAGAAAACAAACGUAAUGGUGAUGAAUGUGCUGAAUGUGGACUGGAAGAGGUUUCAAAAGAGAAUUGUAUAGAUGGGAAGUUGAUGAACUGGAUUGGUUGUAUGGUGUGUGAUAGGUGGUUUCAUGAGUUCUGUUUAUCAAGUAAUAUUUCUGUAGAUUCAUUUAUUUGUAAAUUUUGCAAUUAAAAUGUUAGAAGUGUUUUAAUACAUAUUAACAUUUAAGUCUAUUUGUUAAUUUAACUUUCACUUCAUAAGACCUAUCUUGAGCAUUAAAAGUGUAACAUAAUUCUACCUUUAAUAUAUAAAUGUACUAUUGUAUCAGUAAUACUACCAUUCAAUAAUGUGCUAUUUACUCACCAUAUAUUUGUUAUAAUGCACUUUUUUUAUCAAACACAUAUUAAAUUGCUUACAUAAGUUUAUAUAUUAAAUAUUGACUUUGAUAUUGUUUAGCUGAAUAUAUGUGUAAUAUAUUUUUAGCUGUAACAAUUAAAUGUAAUUUUGUACUGGCAUUUUAAUUUUGUAGAUAUUUUUUCUAUUAUUUUACCAGUUUUAUUUAUCAAUUCAUUUUGAUGCAUAUUACAUUGUUUACAUGUAUACUUAUAUACUGACUGAAAAUGUUAUGUAUUAUUAUAUGUUAUAUAUUUCUAGCAGUGAUAGUCGAACAUAAAAUUUCUUCUAUUACUUGCUUUAAUAAAUUAUGUCAUACAUAUGACCAAAAAAACAAAAAAAGUCUUUGUUGAUUGUGUUGUGCUAUUCAUGUAGGAGAAUUAAGGUAUGCACUUUUUAAGUGUCUUAAAUUCUCUACAUCAUUACAGAAUGAUACUAUUAUUAGGCUUAACCACAGAUAAUGAUAUCAACCCUUUUUUCUUGUGGGAUGGUUACUAUAACUGAACAUGUCUUUUUUUUUGUGGUGGGUGGAGGGGCUGUAAGAGAAAAUUUUAAGCAUUAUAAUUUAUUGAUAUAAAAAAAACAACAUAAAUGACAUAGAAAAAUGUAAAUUAACAAAGUAAUGUGUAUGUUUUCUAUUUUAUAAUAUUUCAAACCUAGAAAUCAUACAAGUAUAUUACUGACAUCAAAUGAGAGAGAAAUAUUUAUUUAUUGAAAUGGUGCUAAGAUUGGUUGGACAAUGAUCAUAGGUAUAGAACAUGAUCCAUUGAUUCUUAUUGUGGUACUAUCUCUCAAAGAUAUCCACUACUUCUGCCACAACUUGGCUUUAGAUUAUAACAUCCUGUGUAGGUAUAUCCUACCCACCUGCCUCCCCUAUUUCACCUUAGUGAGAACAAUAAAGUUUGAUAUCCCCACCCUACAUUGAAUAGAAUCAACAUAAAUGAAAAAACUCUCAGCUUUACAAUAUACCUAGCAUUUUACUAUGUGUUUACACAUAUGGUUACAUUUCUCCUCACAGCU